Messenger RNA from Pelobates cultripes (western spadefoot toad), 1370 nucleotides. The record is from the annotation of a GenBank genome assembly. Lineage: Eukaryota; Metazoa; Chordata; Amphibia; Anura; Pelobatidae.
CUAUCCUGCGUGUUGUUUUUUUGCGGAAAUUUGGUAGUUUACAAUAAAAGGAAAUAUGGCUUCUGACAGUGAGGUAAAGACCCUGCUGAAUUUUGUGAAUUUGGCAUCAUGUGAUAUCAAAGCUGCUUUGGAUAAAUCUGCCCCAUGCAGGAGAUCUGUGGACCACAGGAAAUAUUUGCAAAAGCAACUCAAAAGGUUUUCGCAGAAAUAUUCUCGUUUACCAAGAUGUCACCCCAGCAAAAGCUUGGAUGGGAGAAAAGGACUGAUAGAUAAACAUAAUUCUGCUACGCUCAACAAAACCUUAAGUGGAAAGAAUAGUGGACCUUUAGUGUCUGGGGAAAACUUAAUCGAUGGAUUGUGCUCCAAAGAGGAUCAUAUUGAGUCUGGAAUACCAGACCAGGUGCCCAUGAGGAAGAGACAAUUGCCAGCAUCAUUUUGGGAAGAACCAAGACCACCUUCUAGUCUCCUAGGCAUGGAGUAUCCUUCACGACUUGAUAUUUUAUACAAAGAUGGGGUUGAUGGUUCACUUCCUCUAUAUGAGACCAAAAGGCUAAAAAAUGUGGUCAUCCAUGACCGAUCCAGUGCACUUUGUGGCCAUCCUUCUGGUGAAAAGGAGUCUGGGGAAGUACAACCUGUGGUUUCUUUCCGUGAGCGAAUGGAUGCAUGUGGCUGCUGUGCCUUUCAGUACCAUGGACAAGCAUUACACCAACCCAGCCAUGGACUGCUUUCCCAACAUCCAUUUACAGCUCUGGCUCUGUGGAGUAAAAACACCGUCCCGACUGUCGAAAUCCAGCACUUAUGUAAAGAAUCAGGACAGCGGAUUUACAGACACGUGGUUCUCAAACCCAUCCCUACAAAGCCAGCAGUUCCCUCAUCUGUGUUCAAUGUGUUUGGCUAUAUAUAAUGCAGAGAGGGAACACUGGACCUAAUAUAUAUCCCAGUGUUCGUGUUUUGGGUUUUUGUUUUGUUUUGUAUUUUUGUAGUUUGUGCACAUGGAAGAAACUUUGUGUGAUUUUUAAAUGAUUUAAACUCUGAAAAGUAAGCUGAAUGAACAGCACUAGUGGACCGCCAAAAUAUUGUCCUCGGCAGUUCUGGGUGGUAACUACUGGUUUUAAAACCUUGAGCAUCAGAGAAAGGAACAGCAUGUUGCAAAGUCAAACACUCAUGGGGUUAACAGCCUUUGCUGAUCUAUCCCCAUAUAGCUCCCAUUCUUAAACUAUUUCUGUGUUUCAAUGAGCUUUUGUUUAAUUGCAUAAAAAUAUAUUUUGUGAUUUCUCUCUCCCCCAUACUUUUUUCUCCUUGAAGAAGUUUGGAAAGAUAAAUAAGCAUUUGUAAAUAUUACUACAAAACUACAAUAAAUCACAAUUGGC